Molecule: messenger RNA, 1688 nt
Organism: Oryza sativa Japonica Group (Japanese rice)
Lineage: Eukaryota; Viridiplantae; Streptophyta; Magnoliopsida; Poales; Poaceae
Source: RefSeq, a predicted model, not a curated record
AUCCGUAAUCACGUAAUCACGCCCAGCAUCCAGAACGUUCCUCCGGUCUGGACCCCACACGCCAUGGACACGAGGCACCCCACACCACACCACGCGUUUCGUCUCACCCGGGAUUUUUUUUUUCCUUCACUCCAAGCAGUAAAUCAGUAACAAAUGGGCAGUAAAUCCCUUCUAUAAAUGGGGACCCCCAAGGAGGCGCAGCUUCUCAUCGCCUCGUCUCACGUUUGAUCCAUCACACUCACACAACACAACCCUCCCCAAAACCUCCCGAAGAGAGCAAGAUGUUCGGCUUCGGGCACCACGGCCACCAUGGCCAAGACCAGCCGCCCCAGCACCACGGCGGCGGCGGCGGCGGCGCGCACCAGCCCACCUUCAAGAUCUUCUGCCGCGCCGACGAGGGGUACUGCGUCGCCGUGCGCGAGGGGAACGUCGUCCUCGCCCCGACCAACCCGCGCGACGAGCACCAGCACUGGUACAAGGACAUGCGCUUCAGCGCCAAGAUCAAGGACGAGGAGGGCAACCCGGCGUUCGCGCUCGUCAACAAGGCCACCGGCCUCGCCAUCAAGCACUCCCUCGGCCAGGGCCACCCGGUGAAGCUGGCGCCGUUCAACCCGGAGUACCCGGACGAGUCGGUGCUGUGGACGGAGAGCGGCGACGUGGGCAAGAGCUUCCGCUGCAUCCGCAUGCUGAACAACAUCCGCCUCAACUUCGACGCGUUCCACGGCGACAAGGACCACGGCGGCGUGCACGACGGCACCACCAUCGUGCUCUGGGAGUGGGCCAAGGGCGACAACCAGUGCUGGAAGAUCCUCCCCUGGGGCGACGAGGCCUACGCCGGCGGCAGCGCCAACGCACCCCGCGGCGGCAACGAGCCCACCGUCCGCAUCUUCUGCAAGGCCGACGAGGGCUUCAGCGUCACCGUCCGCGGCGGCUCCGUCUGCCUCGCCCCCACCAACCCUCGCGACGAGUACCAGCACUGGAUCAAGGACAUGAGGCACAGCAACAGCAUCAAGGACGAGGAAGGCUACCCCGCCUUCGCCCUCGUCAACAGGGUCACCGGCGAGGCCAUCAAGCACUCCCAAGGCGAAGGCCACCCUGUGAAGCUGGUGCCGUACAACCCCGGAUACCAGGACGAGUCGGUGCUGUGGACGGAGAGCCGCGACGUCGGGCACGGCUUCCGCUGCAUCCGCAUGGUGAACAACAUCUACCUCAACUUCGACGCCCUCCACGGCGACAAGGACCACGGCGGCGUCCGCGACGGCACCACCGUCGCGCUCUGGAAGUGGUGCGAGGGCGACAACCAGCGCUGGAAGAUCGUCCCCUGGUAAAUGCGGUGUGCUGGAGCUGCAUUGGUCGUCGCCGUGAUCUGUGGAGUUGGGAGAGUUUGCGCCCGUGGCCUGCUGCCCUCUGCCUUUGUUGCUAGAAUAAAAGUCGUGUGCGAUGAUCAGUGGUGAUGGUCUUGUGUCUGUGUCCGUGUGUAAUGCUUUUAGUCGUUUUCUCGAGUCCUGCUUUUGUGACAAAAUGGGGGUGAGAGGAGAGGUGUCGUUUCCGUGAACUAUCUCGAAGGCGUUUGGCCUUGCAGCUUGUUCUUCAGAUGUUCGGAGUUUCAGACCUUUUGAUGAGUACCCUGCUUUAUCAUUUAUCAGCCAUGUGUCUAGUUCGAUCAAUAUGCAUCCUUUGAAGUGGCA